ACUUGAGAACUCUCUAUGCUUAGACGCUUUUCAAACACAAAAGCAGAACAAACGUUUUUUCUCUCUUCCAAAUGGGGCCGACAACGUCGGGUGACAGAUCCGAAAUCUGCUUCUUCGAUCUGGAAACCACGGUCCCUCAGCGACGCGGCCAAGGCUAUGCCAUUCUCGAAUUCGGAGCCAUUUUAGUUUGCUCCAAAAGGCUCCUGGAGCUCGAAAGCUACUCCACCCUGGUCCGACCGGACAACCUCGCUUCCAUUUCCCCUUCCUCCGAACGCUGCAACCGCAUCACCCGAGAGGACGUCGCUUCGGCACCUUCCUUUUCAGAAAUCUCCGACAAAGUCCACGACCUUCUUCAUGGAAGGGUUUGGGCGGGGCAUAAUAUAGUGAGGUUUGAUUGCUUGAGGAUAAGGGAAGCGUUUGAAAAGAUUGGUCGGCCGGCGCCGGAGCCUAAGGGAAUUAUUGAUUCAUUGGCGUUGUUGACUAAAACAUUUGGAAGGAGAGCUGGUAACAUGAAGAUGGCAACUCUUGCAAACUAUUUUAAUAUUGGAGAGCAGAGACACAGGAGCUUGGAUGAUAUCCGGAUGAACCUUGAAGUUCUUAAGUACUGUGCAACAGUUUUGUUCCUGGAGUCGAGCCUCCCCGAUAUACUCACAGCAGAUAGUGUGGUUUCCCCAAGGCCGACUACAAGAAGUAUUAGUAAUAGCAAGUCAUCUCCUGAGGGGCCUAGCCCAAACAUGCAAGCCCCUUCAAGUUCAAUUUAUGAAAGUGUUCCAAAUUUAUCUCCAACAGAUAUAGAAAAUGGUGAACCCCAUCCAAUAAUCUCUCUUUUGACUUGCCACAUUGGAGAGGAAAUCCCAAGUUUAGAUGCAUCUGAUUCGGCUCAACCAGAUCCUUUUGACAUGAGUCGGCUCAGCAAUGAAAUAAAAACGGAGGCCUAUCAAUUAGAUGUCACCAUGGAAGAAAAACCUGAGCCAGAAUCUCCUGAGGUGUCUCUUGCAACAGCUGUUGCUGGGGGUUGCAGUGGUUAUGCAGGAUUCCUAGAGCCUGAUGAGGUUUCUGUAACUUCUAUCAGUGCAUCUCUUACACCAUAUUAUCGUGGCACUGACCGAAUAAAAUUGUUGCAUGAAGAUGUUGUUUUACAACUCUUUUGUUCUCGUUUGAGAGUGCGAUUUGGAAUUAGUAAAAAGUUUGUUGAUCAGGCUGGUCGGCCACGCUUGAGCAUCAUGGUUAAUGUGUCUCCAAGUUUAUGUAGGGUUCUAGAUGCUUGUGAUGCUGUUGCGAAGAAAAGAUUUGAGGAUUGUGGAAGCAGCUCUGAGUGGAGGCCUGUUGUGAACAGGAAAGAUGGUUACGUCAACUACCCAACUGUGAGACUGCACAUACCUACUGUAGUCAGCGGGGAUAUUGUCCAAUAUGCCACAGAGAUACAUCAGAAAGACAGCUCUGGUACUGUGCAAAAACUUGUAUUCAGUAAAUUUGAUGCCGCCGAGCUUGAUAACUUAUUUAGAACAGGGAUCUUUGUGGAUGCAUUCUUCAGCUUGGAUCCUUAUGAUUAUCAGCAGAGUGCAGGUAUCCGUUUGGUGGCUAAAAAUUUGAUUAUACAUUCUUACUAGUGGAGUAGAAAGGUGAAUCAGUACAAUUUCAGAUAGUUGCCAAAUAUGUAACAUGUCUCUGUUAGUCUGAUCCAUAGAUAUGAAUUGAUUUCUCGCAUUCAUAAAAAGUUUAGGAUGACAAAGGACACUGAUACAUUGUACCAAAAGAAAAAAGGAGAUUGAUUCUGCAGCUGACAAUUUAUGUAAUUGCAAUAAGUGUAACAAUGUUAUAUGCAGACUUUACACAGAUAUAAUAUAGACGCUGGUCCUAAAUUAAAAAAAAGAAAAAGAAAUUGCAAGAAGUUGAAACUUACCAACAA
This is a messenger RNA of Theobroma cacao (cacao), 1909 nucleotides long. RefSeq names its product Polynucleotidyl transferase, ribonuclease H-like superfamily protein. Gene Ontology annotation, molecular function: nucleic acid binding; 3'-5' exonuclease activity. The record is from RefSeq and is a predicted model, not a curated record. NCBI's taxonomy places the organism in Eukaryota, Viridiplantae, Streptophyta, Magnoliopsida, Malvales, Malvaceae.